GUUUUUUUAAAAUACGAGGAUAUGUGAAUAUUAUUUGCUAAAUGUGUCCCAUCUUACUCCACCCUCUUAUAUAACGUUGGUUAAUCAUAAGUUACCUAAUAUUCUAAAAAUAAACAUUUUAUUACAUGACGUCAUCUGAAGAAAAAGUUCAAAUGUUGAUGACCACGUCGUCUUAUGACGUCACUACAACGACUAACAUGGAAGUAUUGGGCACGUCAGUGAUUUACAAUGAAACAACUACAUCGAAAAUAUGUUCAUGUGACGUCAUUUCCAAGGAAACGACUCCAUCGUGGGCGGUAGGUUUGUUGGCUGUGUUGUCAAUAUCCGUAGUGACAUUGCUUGCAGCCGUUGUGUAUUUGAUCCAAACAAGGACAACAGCACUUGCUGAUUCUCCGAAGGCGGUGAUCGAACCAACUGUCAGAGUUUCGGAAUCCAUUUCUCCCGACAUGACAACAGCAGCAGCUAAUGCGCGGCAGUUUUACCAAAAUACCAAAGUUUCAAAUGUGACAGAAGAUCCCGUCGACGAAAACCAUUACGAUAGCUUGCAAUGAGAUUUUUUACGAUUAUAAGUUCUGUUGCCUUUAUCUUGCAGUUUACGUUUAAAGUAAUGUUAUAAUCACAAUACAUCAUUAAUCAAUGUCAACAUUCCGGAUACGAAUUACUUCAUGAAAGACUGUUCUCAUGAAAACUGACUUCUCUACCCCCACGUUAAACGAGGUUAAUGAUAUAACGCUCAGCCGCUGACAUCAAAUAGUUUUCAAUUUUAAAACAUUACGUCUCAUUACUGUCACGUGUUCUGUUUUGAUAUAUAAUUCGCUUUUUGCUUUAACACAUAAACAAGAACUACCCAACUAACGCAACUAUCCGCACUGAGACUUCGAGAUUAGUGUAGGCUCAUGGCGGGCUCUUACAAGCCCUUGCCCGGCCGCCAAUUAAGCUUUUGCUCGAUAUUAAAUCGUGUACUAUAUCAGAAAAAAGAAUAAAUUUACCCAAGAUAUCAUGAACUGUUCGGUCUUUAGUUAUAAAAGCAAU
Ciona intestinalis (vase tunicate) is the source of this 1032-nucleotide messenger RNA. The record is from RefSeq and is a predicted model, not a curated record. Lineage: Eukaryota; Metazoa; Chordata; Ascidiacea; Phlebobranchia; Cionidae.